AUGGUGAGAGUCUUUCUUCUCUACAAUCUCUUUAACUCCUUUCUUCUCUGUUUGGUCCCUGAGAAGCUAAGAGCUCUCUUCCCUACUUCUUGGUACAUCGACGACAAGAGCCCACCACCGUCGAAAUCUGAAUCUCCGGCGAGAACAAACCGGAUGGAUCUAAAACAAGUGUUUCAGAUGUUCGACAAGAACGGAGACGGACGCAUUACAAAGGAAGAGCUGAACGAUUCCCUAGAGAAUCUAGGAAUCUUCAUGCCAGACAAAGAUCUGAUCCAGAUGAUCGAGAAGAUGGAUGCAAAUGGAGAUGGAUGUGUGGACAUAAACGAGUUCGAGUCUCUUUACGGUUCGAUUGUCGAAGAAAAAGAGGAAGAGGAUAUGAGAGAUGCGUUCAAUGUGUUUGACCAAGACGGCGAUGGGUUUAUUACAGUUGAGGAGUUAAAGUCUGUGAUGGCUUCCUUGGGACUCAAGCAAGGUAAAACCCUAGAGUGUUGUAAAGAGAUGAUUACGCAAGUGGAUGAAGAUGGAGAUGGUAGAGUCAACUACAAGGAGUUUCUUCAGAUGAUGAAAACUGGUGGCUUUAGCAAUAGAUCAUCUUCAGUUUAA
Microthlaspi erraticum is the source of this 603-nucleotide messenger RNA. Lineage: Eukaryota; Viridiplantae; Streptophyta; Magnoliopsida; Brassicales; Brassicaceae. The record is from the annotation of a GenBank genome assembly.